Molecule: messenger RNA, 2769 nt
Organism: Coregonus sp. 'balchen'
Lineage: Eukaryota; Metazoa; Chordata; Actinopteri; Salmoniformes; Salmonidae
Source: the annotation of a GenBank genome assembly
AUGGAAGAAGAUGAUAAUCGCAAUGGAGAGCGUCAACAUUCGGGAGAAGAAUUCAACAGAGCUAUUCUUCCUCUUCUCCAAGCACCUGGGAACCAGCAACCGCACCGAAUCACCAACUUUUACAUUGAUAAUAUUUUGAGACCAGACUUUGGACGGCGGAAAGACGGGACUUUUAAUUAUGAUGAGAAUCACCUCAAUGGACGAGAGAAUAGUCCUCGCCUUCCCCCCAAAUCUGGGCAGUUAGGUGGGACGGUGGCAGGGGAAGGAACAUCGAAUUCUCGUUCAGUCGGUGAGCCCAAAAAAGAUAUUGUUGGAGAUGAGCCUCUCAAGCCCCGAGGAGAAAUUGGAGAUCAGUGCCUAAGCUCCGACUCGGAUAGUUCUCAAGCCAAUUCUGCACCUUCGUCGAAACCUAUGCUCUGGCCAGCCUGGGUGUAUUGUACAAGAUAUUCAGACCGACCAUCAUCAGGUAAAGUAUAGUAUUUUCCUUGCCUUAGUAUUAAGUAAGAAUAUGAAUACCAUUAACCACUGGAUCACUUGUGCAAUAUAAACUGACUCAGUGAACUAAAUAAAUCAAAAUAUAAACCUGAAACCAUCUCCUGCAGCCACAUUAUACAAACAUAAAAAUGAUCCCUUUGUGUAGCUUAUUUUCAACUAUUUGUCCAAAACUUUUAGGAAAUGAAUAAAAUAUAUUCGAAUGAUUUUUUCGUUGCUAAUUAAUGUUUUUAUUUUUUAUUGUUUUAUCCAUAACGACAAGGAAGACUUCGAUUGACCUAGAAUUCUGAUUGGAUGAUAAUGGCGGUUACAAACCAAAUAUUAGGCGUAGGCCUAUUAUAGGUAAUGUUAUCGUAUUGUUACUGUUAUUAUAAGUAUCUCCAUAAAACAUAUUUGGCAAGUCAUGCAAUUAUUAUCAAGCUGACAAUUCCGUUUGAAUAGCCCUAAUAAAGAAAACAAGGAAAAGGAUGAAGAAAAUAGAAAAGUCAAUACUUUUUGGAGAAAAAAAAAGGAUUGAAAGUAUCGAAGUAUUAAAAAUAUUGAAGUAUUUAACUUGUAAAGCAACUUUUAAAGCAGUAUUGAAACAUAGUUUAACGCCAGUGUUCCUCACUCGUCUUUGUUAAUAUUUAAUUAGCAUAUUUUUUUGACAAUGGAGCAAGGCAAAAACUAUUCCAUCCAUAUGCGAAAUGACUGAGAUGCAUGCAAUCACACUUUUAGAGUGCAAAGUUUCGAAAAAAAAACUGGACAGACAUUAGGAAUAGAAACGUCGUUUUGUAAUUACUUUUUACUUCCCUCCUCUGAUAUAUUUAGCAUGUAGUUUAUCAUAUUCUCAAACUAUUCUCAUAUUAGGAUAUUAGGCCUAGCAUAAGCGCUUAUCUACUGCUGCAGGACGUGAUUGUCAGAUCUUCCAUUAUGGCCUAUAGGCUAAUGUUUGUUAUGUUUUGAGGUUUUUCAUAUAACGUCGAAGUAAAUACACUUCAAAGUGUAUCAAAGUAACAAUUAUAUAUGUUGUCCAUUUUAAUUUCUAGGCUAUUUAAUUUCUAGCUAACAUCGUUUAAAAGGAGCACAUUGUUAAGCUAUAUUGCAUUAUCCAUUCAGCUAUUUAGAAGCACUAACAUGAUGUUAAUAUUGAUAAUAUCCCAUCGUCGUAUAACCUAUAGGCCCUAUAUUAUGCAUAAUGGAAUGAAUACAUUAACUUCUCCGAACAACUCGAAAAUUGUAACAAAAUAAAGUUCCAUUACUAAACAAAAAAAGUUACCACUGUGUUUUAUGUUGGUCUCAUAACAUAGGUCUGCAUGUAACGAAAUAAACGGUAUUAAAAAAAAACUUCAUUCCAGGAGUACGGAAAAAUAGAUAGGCAUAUUGAUCAUAAUAACGUUCAAAUGCUAUUGUGAAUCCAAUAAACGUGCAGCUGCGAAUCGAUCUCUUAUUUGGUGUAGAACUAGCCAACUCAAAAUCAGUUUCAUGAAAUGUUCACGAUAUUCAUUACAUAUUUAUGAAGCUUAUAAAUGUAGUUCCUAUGGUAACAGUGAUAAAGGGGCGCCUAUACCCCCUCCCUCUAACCCCACCCCCAUCAACACCCACCCAUCAUCCUCUCCUAUGCACACAAAACCCCGCACCCUUUUAGAAUAUUUUAAAUUCUAAUACAAUUUUAGGUCUAUAGCUUAUUGUGCCUAUACUGGCAAUUUGGCUAAUAUUAAUACCAACACAAUACUUCUUCUGCUACUAAAGGCCCAUUGGGCCUAAUACUUGGCUAUUACUGCUAUCCUACUAGGCCUAUUCUAGCAUGUUAGAGUCCUACGAAUCCGUUUUGAUCGUCAUGAUCAUCAUAUUAAUUAGUCAGGCAUUAGUGAUCAUGUUAUUGAGGACGUUGAAGGCAUCGUUUUUGUUCCUUUCAAAGUCUGAUCAUUGAAUGUAUUCUAAUCUACAGGGCCAAGAUCUCGUAAACCAAAGAAGUCGACCACUACCACGACCACGACGACGACGACGACCCCAAGCAAGGAUGACAAGCGUCCGAGAACGGCCUUCACAGCAGAACAGCUCCAGAGACUAAAAACGGAGUUUCAGACGAGUCGGUACCUGACGGAACAGAGAAGACAAAGUCUGGCACAAGAACUGGGCCUCAACGAAUCUCAAAUUAAAAUCUGGUUUCAAAACAAGAGGGCCAAAAUAAAGAAGGCUACCGGGAAUAAAAACUCUUUAGCCUUGCACCUGAUGGCACAGGGACUAUACAAUCAUGCCACAUCAUCUAAGGAUGAAAAAUCAGACAGCGAUUGA